UGGUCGUGGUGGUGGUGGUGACGGUAGAGAGACGGUUCUUACCGAGGAGCGUUCAGAAUUUCCUUUUUCUUCUCAGGUAUCGGCAUCAGGAAGGAUGGGUUCCAGCUUGACAACUCUUUGGUGUGAGAAGCUUUGGGGUGUCUGUAAAGUGAAGCCGUGCCCCAUAUUGUGAGUUUUGAUUGUGAAGGUAAAUUGGUUCCGGAAGCAGGUGCUAAGGCCAUGCUCCCAGAGAACAAAUGCUCUCCCUUUUCCUUUGAGACCCUCUCACCCACCCAACUCAACAACUCCUGGGAAUGAAUAGGCAUGUGGAGACAGGUUCUCUGGACAAUGGGAAGUCCUGAUUACCCCCUACCCAUGCCAGGACUCCUCAUCCCUGACCCUGCGCUAAUUUUUCCAUAGAACUUAUCUUCUAGCAUAUGUUAUAAUUUACUGAUUUCCCAUAUUUAGUGUCUAUUUUUAUACCAGCCUCCCAGUGGGGUCCCAGCCUCCCUCCCCCACUAGAAGAAAAGCUUCAGGAGGGUAGGAACCUUCAUUUGGUUCACUGCUGUAUUCCAAAUGUCUAAAAUAGUGCCUGGCACACAUUAGAUGCUCAAUAAAUAUUUGUUGAAUGACCAAAUGCUGAAAGGGUGGGAUCAAUGGCAGCCUUUGUUCCCCACGACAGGCCCAGCUUCCUGGCUUGUUACCUGGUUUCUCCUCAAACAAACAGAGAGGGGUGAGGUAUAGCCCAGCGAGCCCGGUGUACAGGCUUUCAUACGGGGCCCAGGCUGGGGCUGUGGGAGUGAGGGGGCAGUGCUCAGCUUGGGGGUUAGUCCCUGGCAAGACCAUGGCCUUCAGGGGGCCUGAACCCUGGGUUCCUGCAUCCCUGCAAUACCAGAGGCUGAAGGCCGAGGAGAAGGAGCUGGAUCUGGAGUUUGAAGUCUUGAGUGUGGGGUUUAAUGAGGAGGGCAGAUAUGCCCUGCGGCUUACAGCUGAGAACCCCCUGCAGGCCGGCUCUGGGGCUGGGGUACUGUUGCAGGUAAAUGAUGGGGACCCCCUCCCUACCUGCUCUGCUGUCACCGAUGUCAUUGAGCAGCAGGAUCCUGGCCAGAACCUCGCCCUUACCGGGAACAAGUUUGUCUUUACUUUGCCCAAAGGGUUCUGCAAGAACGACUGGCAGCACGACGCGCAGCUGCGCGUCGAGGCGCUGCGACUGGGCGGGGCCUCGGGACACCCCGCCCAGCGAGUGGGCGAGGCCAUCUUCCCGGUCUUCCCGCGCCCGGACCAGCCCCGCAUGAACCUGUGGGCGCGGGAGCACGAGGACCUGUACCGCUACUGCGGCAGCCUGGCCCUGCUGCGCGCCAGCGCGGACCCCACGGCCCGCCACUGCGGGGGCCUGACCUACAGCGUGGCCUUCCGCGAGCACCGGGCCCCUCAGCCUCCAGCCCCAAACUGCCCUCCGGGGGCCGGCCAGCCAGGACCCAUGAGCCCAGAGGAGCCCCUGAACACCUCACAGAGUGUGGAAUCUGUCACCAGCCACCUGUCUCCCCCUAAUAAGGAGACCAUCAUGGUCACUAUCCAUGGGGCCACCAACCUACCCACCUGCAAGGAUGGCUCUGAGCCGUGGCCAUACGUGGUAGUGGAAACCACAUCUGAGGAUGUGAAGGACCAGAAUGCCAAGGCAGCCACAUCUGUGACCACAGAGCCCACCAUAGCCCCCAUCUGGGGGGACACGGUCAAAGUGGAGCUCCAAACUGAGGAUGCGGGACAAGAAGAUAUGGUCCUCAAGGUGAUGGACAAUAAAAAUAAAGAGGAGCUAUUGUCCUACCAAAUUCCCAUCAAAUACCUGAGUCUCUUCCACCCCUACCACUUUGAGCUGGUGAAGCCCACCCAGUCUGGGAAAGCUGAGGAAGCCACUGCCAAGACCCAACUGUAUGUGACCAUCAUUCGGAAAGGCAGUUUCUUCCACCGUGACAUCAGCAGCAACCACACACCUCUGGAGGUCUUUCUCCGGGGAAUCAACGAGCCCCUGGUCAACAACCCUGACCCCAUGGUGGUCAUUGCCAGGGUGGUUCCCAACUACAGUGAUUUUAAGGUCAAUCAAAUGAAGCAGGACCCAGCCUUCGUGGGGCUGCCCAUCACCCCACUCCCCUUCCCAAUCCCGUCUCUUCUGCACUUGGAUGUUCCUCGGGUCAGCCAGAACGGGUGUCCUCAGCUGUCCAAGCCUGGGGGACCCCCGGAGCUGCCCUCAUGGAAUCAGUCCUUCCUCUUCCAAGGCCGAGACGGAGCCACCAACUUCUCGGAAGACACAGCCCUGGUGCUGGAGUUCUACCCCUCGACUUCCAUGAAAGGCAGUGAGCCGUGGACCCUCAGCAAGCCCCUGGGCAUCUCCGUGUUGCCGCUAAAGAACCGUUUGUACCGCAAGAUGCUGACAGGGAAAGGUCUGAAUGGGCUGCACGUGGAGAGGCUCCCCAUCACUGACACCAAGCUGAAAACCAUAAAUGGUGAGGCCCCCACAGUGGAUAUCUCCUUCCAGCUGCUUUCCUCUGAGAAGCCAGAAAACUUCUUGACACCAAACAACAGCAAGGUUCUGCCCAUCCUAGACCCCAAGAUCUUAGAUGAGAAGCUGGGUACCAUCAAUGCGUCCAACACCCUGGUGAGCUCUACAAUGGACUGUAGCACAUCUGCCUCUCAGGAAGCAGAGGAAGAACCUCUGGUGCCCAAGAUAUCCCACGAAAUGGAGGUGAACAACUACCGGCGGGCCAUGCAGAAGAUGGCAGAGGACAUCCUGUCGCUGCGGAAGCAGAUUAGCAUCCUGGAGGCAGAGAACCACACGCUGAGGAGCCGGCUAACCCAGGGCGAGGUGGAAGAGGAGCAGAACGACACCAGCAAGAGCCAGAAUCUGGUGUCCAUGAAGCAGAAACUGCUGCUGAGUGAGCUGGACAUGAAGAAGCUGUGGGACAAAGUGCAGCAUUUGCAGAAUGAGCUGAUUCGAAAGAAUGAUCGAGAGAAGGAGCUACUCCUCCUGCACCAGGCUCAGCAGCCACAGGCCGCGCUGCUGAAGCGGUACCAGGACAAGCUGCGCAAGACAAAACUGCUGGAGGAGACUGUGCGGCACCAGGAGAAGGUGAUCGAGAAGAUGGAGCGGGUGCUGGAGGACAAGCUGCGGGACCGGAAGGAGCCCCUGCUCACCAGGCUGCAGGGAAAGCCCAGCGUGGGCUUCCCUGUGCUCUCAGCCUCUGGCCUUCCCCCGGGCCCCGCAAGAGAGAACCUGCCUGUCGACCUGUACUCGGCGCUGCUGGCAGAAAACUCCAGGCUGCGGGCAGAGCUGGAUAAGAACCGCCACCAGUCGGCCCCCAUCAUCCUGCAGCAGCAGGCCCUGCCGGAUCUCCUUGGCAAUACUUCAGACAAGUUCAACCUUCUGGCCAAGCUGGAACGAGCUCAGAGCCGGAUCCUAUCCCUGGAAAGCCAGUUAGAGGACUCGGCUCGACGCUGGGGACGAGAGAAGCAGGACUUGGCCACAAGGCUGCAGGAGCAAGAGUACGGCUUGGGGCAACCCUCAAACUCCAUCAUCACUGACCUGCCUCACUACUCGGCCCUCUCCAAGGACAGCAGGCGACCCUCAAAGCUGGACCCCUUGAUGCCCAGCUCAGAGACCAAGCUCAACAAACCCUCGAACUCCCAGAAGACCUGAGUCUUAGCAGACCUGAGUGCCGGAGCAGGCCUCCCUGUGUGCCGGGGAGUCUCAUUCCACUCCCCCCAAAUGACUCCAUUAAAUGCUGUAAGUCCGUGA
Messenger RNA from Neofelis nebulosa (Clouded leopard), 3769 nucleotides. It is a transcript of the gene CCDC33, whose product is annotated as coiled-coil domain containing 33. Gene Ontology annotation, cellular component: peroxisome. Lineage: Eukaryota; Metazoa; Chordata; Mammalia; Carnivora; Felidae. The transcript has 21 exons. The coding region runs from base 824 to 3670 and encodes 948 amino acids. The record is from RefSeq and is a predicted model, not a curated record.